Messenger RNA from Macrobrachium nipponense, 1896 nucleotides. RefSeq names its product venom protease-like. The record is from RefSeq and is a predicted model, not a curated record. Gene Ontology annotation, biological process: proteolysis. Bases 106 to 1308 code for a protein of 400 amino acids. NCBI's taxonomy places the organism in Eukaryota, Metazoa, Arthropoda, Malacostraca, Decapoda, Palaemonidae. Gene Ontology annotation, molecular function: serine-type endopeptidase activity. The transcript is spliced from 10 exons.
GGGGAUAAGAGUAAGUCUGGUGGAUGGUACCCACAGAAACCUUGAACAGUCUACUUGAAACUCACUAGUGUUAAGAUCGCUGUCAGGAUUACUUCCUAAGGUAACAUGAGGGUCUUUGUGAUAGCCUUGUUAUUCUUAUCGACAACCUACGCUCAAGAUGUCAUAUUCCCAGACGAAGUGGGUGGAGAGGAACCUCCAAUCCAGGAGGUAGACCAACAGCUCAGUGAAGGGCUGAACAUCACGAAUCGACAGAACUUCAACUUCUUUUCCGGAUUCUCGUCUUCAAGCGGGUGCUUUACGCCCAUCGGAGAAAGAGGGGUAUGUGGGCGUCUCAGUCAGUGUGGUCAGUUCAUUCCCCUGCUGCAGCAGCUGAACGAUUUUGCGGUACAGAGGUUCUUCAGGGAACGCAUCUGCAGGGUGUUUGCUCGAAGCGUCUUCAUCUGCUGCCCCCUCGGCCAAACUGUGUUACCGACGAACAAUUUCCCUACCUUCUCCGUGAACGCCCCCCCUCAACGAUUGCCUCAGACCUCCGUCAUUCCCUCGGAGAAUGAGUGCGGAGUCCCGGGAGUACCUCGAGUGACCGGUGGAGUGGAAUCUCAGCCUGGUUUCUGGCCCUGGUUAGCAGCGCUGGGUCAGAGAAUUUCCGGAAACCAGUUCUUCGUCAACUGCGGAGGAACUCUCAUCACUGCCAGACAUGUUAUCACUGCUGCUCACUGCUUCGGUGGAGAUAGUGAUCCGAACCUAGUAAGGUUAGGGGAGCACCAUCUCGACCACGACAAUGCUGGUGAGAGGCCGCAGGAGUUUCGCAUCGCGGGGAGAAGAACCAGUUCGUAUAGGUCUAACACUCACGAAAAUGAUAUUGCCAUCGCCAUCUUGGACCGCUCAGUUUUUUAUAAUGACUUCAUUCGACCAAUUUGUCUCCCAUUCAACUUCAGAAACGAAGAGUUCGUCGGAACAUCACUUACUGUCGUCGGGUGGGGAAGAACGGCAUUUGAGAACCGAGCCACUUCCAAAGUACCGAUGCAGGCUCAAGUACCAGUCGUUCCGAGGAGUAAUUGCUUCAGGUCUUAUCAGCGACUGAGGAAUAAACCUGUUGUUAACGAUAAAGUUUUAUGUGCCGGGACUGGAGGCCAGGAUUCUUGUAACGGUGACAGCGGCGGCCCUCUGAACUACCUCCACUUACCCAAUGGCCGAUUUUACCUGGUGGGCAUCGUCUCCUUCGGGGUCGAGUGCGCCCGGCCUGACUACCCAGGUGUCUACACCCGUGUGACCUCCUUCCUGGACUGGAUUCAACAGAAUGUGCAAUAGAGGAUCGGAUUACGAACUCGGACGAAGAAUUCAUAAAGGAUAACGAAUGGCCCACCCCUUCUAGAGGCUGAAGAACAUUUAGUUUACUUGUGAAAGGAACAUGGACAUGUGGGCUGCAUACACGAAAUAAUAUGAAUGUGGAUUUUGCUAAGAAAGGCGGGGAAUUAAGUCCGUGAUCACCGCCAUGAAAAAGUGGAAUUUGCUUGCCAGCUCUGUCCAGAAAUGUGUAAAACUUACCUCGGCUUAUACUGUAUAGUGUGGACUUCGACAGGUAUACGUACUUAUGAGAUAAAUUAUUAUCAUUUCUGCACCCGACAAGGACUCAAGGCUCGUUGUGGGGGAAAGAAAAAUACUUUCAUAUUGUUUCUUACUCGGUCAUUCAAAGGGUUUCAGCGGAAAUCUUUUUGGAAUAAAUAGACCUAUACUGCUCAUCGACGUUCAGUUCGUCACUAGGUUUUUCUGUGAUAAGACAUGAGAAGGUAACUGAAUCCAAUAACCAUUGUGCGAAUGAAAAGUCUAAUACGUCACUGGAUUUGGAAAGAGGCUAUACGAUGUAAUCUCUAAAUAAAUUAUUCAUUCAGUUAGUAA